Brugia pahangi is the source of this 354-nucleotide messenger RNA. NCBI's taxonomy places the organism in Eukaryota, Metazoa, Nematoda, Chromadorea, Rhabditida, Onchocercidae. The record is from the annotation of a GenBank genome assembly.
AUGAUAAAAUGGAAAAAAAUUGCUGAUGGUUUAAUAUGUUUUAUUUAUGAUUUCAAUCAAAAUGUUACAUUUUUGAAUUUAAUCGAACCAAUCUGUCCACAAUCAAAAUAUAUCAUUCAUAAAUGGACAAUUAUUUUGCAUGAACAUAAAAUUCAUAUUGGAUUGGAUUCAAUACAUGGAUUUGAUGAAAAUAAUGAUGAAUUAUUGAAAGAAAUUUUUCGAGAAGCACAAUCACUCAUUGCUAAUUAUUUUCAACAAAAAUUAAUAGCAAAAGAAUGGUAUUUGGCAAGAAAAGAUGAAUGGAAAUUAAUCAAACAACAACGUAGUUUAAACAAUACAAUGGAUAGCAUGUAA